CAAAUCGUCUUGGUCGGUUGCUCACAAUUAGGUACCGCAAAGAAUGACGUCGAUUUGCUAUCUCUUUGGUUUUGCGAUGAUGGCACUCGUGCAGUCUAUCUCUGCAGCUUUCCCUUUUCCUACUCUCACUAGGAGAUCAACCGAAAGAGUGAUAACAGAGAGUGAAUAUCGGAGCCCACUGCCAGAUGCUCGAUAUUGUCACAGACCCAGAGGACUCCACGACUCCAACUGCUCGGUUGACGUCGACAAAGCGUCUUGCCGUCUUUCCGAAUUGUACGAUUGCAACUCGUUCUACGUUAGCCUAUCGGGGCCCGCCGAUCGCAACAGCGUGGAGAAUGUGGGGCGAUAUUGUAAACCAAAUCACACGUCGGUAGCUCUUUCAACGACAACGCUUGACUCGAAGCAUCUGUGUGAGUACGACGUCGUGUGCAAGAUGAAGUCGAAUAUAAUUCCGUCGACGUACUGGGAAGCAACGCUUCGUAAGAACGGAGAUAGAGAUUGCAAGAUUGCUGCCAGUGCUAGCGGAUCGCGAGGGUAUUGUCGAAAGAUACAGCACGAACUCCACGUCUUAGAAAAUCAAGGGUGCGAUGGUAGAGUUGGUCAGCAACGGUACCGGCCUGGCUCUCUGCUGGUGACUGUGGCGUUUGCGUGUACAAGUAAUGUUUACGAGUAGUAUUCAAGAAAAACUUUAGUUUUGCAAUUUGGGAUUAGCAUUGGAAUUUGGUAAAUUUAGAAUCUGCUUUCAACUUAUAGAGACGUAUUGGAAUCCAGUGUAUUUUUAGAUUAAUUACUAUAUGAUGAGCAAUAGACCAUGGCAUGCACUUUGUGAACGAGACAAGAACUUUAAAGUGCACAGUUAGAGAUGGGGAAUAACUCUAAGCAUGGCGCUUGUAUCUAUACAGCAUACUAUCUUCUAGUUAAGAUCAGUGGAGUUUCUAUGUGUUGCGCUGUAUUAUGUAGUGUGUGGGUGCGUUUGUGCGUGUGCGCGCGUGCGUGCGUGCGUGCGUGCGUGCGUGCGUGCCCGUGCGUGUUCAGGUGCAAGCAACAUUAAUUACUGUAAACAUUUGCACUAAACAGCAGUAUCUCCUUGCUGUGGCAAUUGUGAGUGAC
Messenger RNA from Corticium candelabrum, 1110 nucleotides. RefSeq lists its product as uncharacterized. Bases 44 to 673 code for a protein of 209 amino acids. The record is from RefSeq and is a predicted model, not a curated record. NCBI's taxonomy places the organism in Eukaryota, Metazoa, Porifera, Homoscleromorpha, Homosclerophorida, Plakinidae. The transcript is spliced from 2 exons.